This is a messenger RNA of Paramacrobiotus metropolitanus, 1468 nucleotides long. RefSeq lists its product as uncharacterized. The record is from RefSeq and is a predicted model, not a curated record. NCBI's taxonomy places the organism in Eukaryota, Metazoa, Tardigrada, Eutardigrada, Parachela, Macrobiotidae. The transcript is spliced from 5 exons. The coding region runs from base 212 to 1042 and encodes 276 amino acids.
GUCAGUUUAGGUCCUCUACUUUCCUAAAACUGCUUUCGGCCUAUCAAAAAAGUCGAAGUAUCUGGAUCAAUGAGGACGAUUUGGAAACGGAAGCGUUGAACCUUUUGUCCCUUGCUAUGCAGAUAGCGAUAUCAAGCGGCAAUAAAAUGUGUCAAAAUGUAUAUGCUGCAUGAACGAAAGUCGGCAACGGACAGAGUAACAUGAUGCAUCGAUGAAGUUUGUUGCGAGAAACUGUAUGACUGUGGCAACUUGGAUUCGUGCGCUACUUUUGUUUCACGCUCAAACACCAGCCCCAGCGUGUGGACCAGUAAUUAGUCGUGGGCACCUUGAUAACAGCACAGCGACCAGCACCACUUUCGAAAAUGAGAAUUACAGUACGCGUGAUGCAGCUGGAAACGAAAUGGUUGAUGCUAUUGGUCGUAGUAUUGGAACGAAGUUGUACGUUGAUAUGGGGAAUGACGUUGUUAUAGACUGCGCCUACACGGGCAGCUCCAUUGGCUCCUGUCACAACUUUCCGGCCACAAGCCUGGUGUGGCGUUAUCGGGACAGUAUCAUCGAUCAGGACACUGUUUCCGAGUCAGGACAGAUCUCGGUGAAGAACGGUUUUAUCCGUAGCUAUCUGACCAUUCGAAAUGUUACUAAUACAGCGUGGGAAAGAGUUGAGUGUCUGCGUUAUUGCGGUAUCGAAAAAUACUGCGAAGUCCGGAGGUUUUAUGUCAAAGGAACACUUCCUCGCAAAUCGACAUGGGAACUACAUUACACGCGGUACAGUGCGAAAAGAAGUGUCUUUCCCUCCCGGACCAGUGCAACACGUCCCACUAGGGAAGGAUAUUGUCAUGGAAUGCAGCUACAGAGCGAGCACGGCGUAUGUCACGACUUCCCACCAACGAGCCUGGGUAAUGCGCCCAUGGGGACCAUCGAAUAUUGCCACGAUCAAGGAAUUAUGGAAGCGAUUGUGAUGCCAUUCGCGAGAGGUCCGGUCACGCUAAUUUCGCCGACAGCGCCUGUCAGUGGAUACAGACAGCGUGGAACAGAUAUGUAGUAUAGAUAAAGCGGAUACCCCGGAUACAGAGGGUGACAGCCAAAGUGGUCGCGGACAUUUCGUCGUGGGACAUUGCGCCACACGUUUUUGGUCGCAGCGGCUAAUUUUUUUGGGCAACUCGUUUUGCAGCCGCUUUGUUGUGUGACAUUUGGUCGCGCAACAUUUGGGGAGUCGGAAAAUAACCGACUGGCUUAUGGCAACAAACAGCCACAUGACUGUUUGCUAAAAAAGCGAGUUAUCCUUAGGCGAAAUGUCCGUAAAACCAAAUGUGCCGCGACGACCCUGUCGCGUAGCCAUACUGAGAUGGUAUGUACAGAGAAUAUGUAUCAUAAAACAACAGGUGCGUCUUGUUUUACUGAGCAUUUGCUUUGGCGCAACGUUUAAGAAUCAGUUUCUGAUGAUUCUAGGGAAAUUUUAAAAAAUCGG